AUGGCGGCACACCUCCACCACCUCUCCACCCGUUGUCUCUCCUCCCACGCCGCUGGUGGUGGCGACAUGGGCUGCUCGAAUGCUCUGCCCGCGAUAACAAUCCAACAACUUGCACGGGAAGUUGAAUCUGUCCGUGGCCAUACCAGUGCCAACCUGCCCAAUCGCUCUGAUGCGGAAAUGCCCCAGACCACAGACACAACUCCUCUCAUACUGGCACGACGGCCCAUGGCUGUACCUGCCGUCACCCCUGUAGCAAUACUAACCCAAAUCGGUGGGCUGAUGGCUUGGAGGCUCAAUAGAAUUGCCCUUGCUAAUUACCUGCGCACUUCAAAAUGCAAUCUGCUGCCGCAGAGCCGUAUUCUACACAUCGCUCUCAUCAUCAAACAUGUCCCCGAAGGUCGAGGCUCGAACUGGUUUGUCGUGGGCCGCUCGCGCCACAAUAGUCUAGAAUGUGCUCCGUACUUCAACGGCAAAGAAGUGAAGCUUGACGAGGCGCACCGCGUACCACGAGCCUGGUUCCGCAACGACUUAGAAGAGCCUGGUCUAACGGCCCACCCGCAGAGAAUGAACCAGGGUAUGUGCAAAAAUGACGCGAGAGACGACCCGGCUAGCGGACAGAGUCUUUCGUGGGUGGAGGUGGUCGUGCCAAAAGCAAGUCCUCCCUGCGCGCGAGCUAUCACUUUCCCAGCUAGCUGGAGAGAGCCCCUCUCGGUGUCCUGCACCUUGGCGACGAUGAGCCGAAAAUCCGGGGCCGGCGUUUAUUGUGAGUGCUAUUCAGACGUUGGCGACUUGGAAGCUUGCGAUUCAAGGGCAAGUCGACUAAUGCAAAAGGCAGUCUACAACCGCGGGCGCGGCGGCACGAGCACGGGCUUAAGGGGCGCCACGGGCCAACGUGCGUGCCGGGCGUAUUCCCGCCACAAUACGGUUGUGAUUCCGGCAGGCUUGAGCAGUACUGUGGUGGACCAGCCCGUACCAAGCCGUCCAGCCCCGGGGGGCUCAGACGCUUUGGGGCUUUUCCCAGUGACAAGUUACAACUCAGUUUGGUCAGCCCUCGCCGCGCACGGUCGUGGCUGUUUCUUUUUGGGUGGGAUGCCUGUAACACGCCUGCAAUAUCUGUUCAAUUUAAUUGUCACAGACUGGGCUUGCAGUGGCAUCCGGCAAGGAGUCCCCUUGUCCUUCCGGUGGCCUAGAUUUCUCACAAAGGUCCGCCGAGGCUUACGUGACGCCCGCAAAACCAACGAAUCCAGCACUGGUGGAAAAAGCAAGAGGGCAAAAUUGGAUCCGUGGGUCUGCCUCGAUGAAUUUUUCCCAGAUGGCGUUUCGGCUGAGCAAUGUCGAACGGUCAACAGUGUAACGGCAUAUCAUCUAGUAGCUUCCUUCUCCCCGCUGAGGCUUGGCUUCCCGCCCUUGCCUGCAUCAUCAGAAGCAAAAUUGGCCAAUACUGAGGGCUGGUGGAAGCUGCAGUGUGUCCUCGGACAGGAAAGGGAAAGGGACGCUGUGUGUGUGUUUGGUCGGCAAUGUAAGAGACCCGACGUCGAUCCCAGCGGUUGCAUGAUUUGCAAGGCCGAUUGCCUUAUGGCCCCAAAAUGCCACCAUGACCAUUCGCCCAACGGCCUCUCUCUCAUGGCUGCUCGGCCGGUUGUCGUGUGCCUGCAUAACAAAAAAAGAAAUAAAAACAAGCGUGUUUUAUCCACGGCAUACUGGAACGUCGGAGCAACAUCUCGGGGCAAGGGAGGGGGGGAAGUCGGCGAUCUGUAUGCUGUCGUAAUGCAAUGCCUGCCCCGCAUCAUCGACUUCGCCCUCCUUACAUAG
Molecule: messenger RNA, 1812 nt
Organism: Cordyceps militaris CM01
Lineage: Eukaryota; Fungi; Ascomycota; Sordariomycetes; Hypocreales; Cordycipitaceae
Exons: 11
Coding region: 1-1812 (603 amino acids)
Source: RefSeq, a predicted model, not a curated record